CUCUACUCAAUACUUUAUCAUUGCGCAUUGCGAUACCAAUGCCUGCAACCUAUCAGGAGCCCGUUGCCUUCUGGUGCGGCGUCGCGGCCGUCUUACUGUAUUGCGACUUGCUCCUUUCCACCUAGCCUUUUUUCUUCCCUAGAACCAUGCUGCGCACGUUCAUUCGGUAUUCGAAUGAUGUGCCCACCGACCUUCCGAAAACGCUCAAGUGCGACAAUAACGCAAGCCAGGGGACGUUAUUGCCGGUCCAAGACUCAAAAUAUGGAGUAGUCUGUACCCGUAGCAUUGUGCUUGGAUGAUUAGCAAGGCGCUCGCUCGCACGCUGAUCAGCGGGCUCCAUGCCAUACUACCGUUUAGUAUGACACCAGUCAUCUCGCCAAUCUCCUGGCUGGUCUCGCUCUGUAACUGCACACAAUGCG
Molecule: messenger RNA, 419 nt
Organism: Periconia digitata
Lineage: Eukaryota; Fungi; Ascomycota; Dothideomycetes; Pleosporales; Periconiaceae
Source: the annotation of a GenBank genome assembly